CUGGCGAACACGAUCAUUGCCUAUUUGAAAGAAAAAACUUACCGAGAUUGGUACUAUUGUAAAAUGACCGAAGGUUAUUCGCAGACACUUGCAUUUUGUAUAUAAACCGAGGGUAAAAGGGUAAUUGUAUCAGUUAGCUUCCGUGACUUGAGCAAACUCUCAACAUGAACUCCUUGAUCGUUCUCGCUAUCGUUGCAUUCGCAGCAACCGCAUCUGCCUCUGUCCACGGACUCGGUCUUGGUCUUGGACUUGGAUAUGGAUAUAGACACGGUGCUUUCGUCCACCCUCAUGCCCUUAGUCCAGUCGGUCCAUCUGGAGUUGUCACUGGAGCAGGUGCCGCUGGACCAUCCGGAGUUGUAACUGGUGCUGGUGCCGUUGGACCCGCCGGUGUAGUUAACGGACAUGGUGCAGUAGGACCAACUGGACCUAAUGGACAUGGAGCUGCUUGGGCUGCACCAUUGGCUGUGGGAUUAGGACAUGCUGGUGCUGGUUGGGGACUCGGCGGAUGGGGACAUGGUUUGGGAGCCGGUGCUGGUCAUUGGGGCCUCCAUGGUUAAAUAACCGGACUGUUUUUUCUAGAAAAUGACUUGUUUUUUCCAACUGAACUGAUGUAUCUUUUUUUAUAAAAAAUAAACGUUGUACAUACAUA
This is a messenger RNA of Diorhabda carinulata, 649 nucleotides long. RefSeq names its product collagen alpha-2(I) chain-like. Bases 165 to 557 code for a protein of 130 amino acids. The record is from RefSeq and is a predicted model, not a curated record. The transcript is spliced from 2 exons. NCBI's taxonomy places the organism in Eukaryota, Metazoa, Arthropoda, Insecta, Coleoptera, Chrysomelidae.